CCCUGAAUUCAGUCCGCCUCUGGGGACUGGCCAUGAAUCCACGCUGCUUCUCUUCCAAAAGAGGCAAAGAUCGAUGCCGACAUUUUGUCAUCAGCAGCCAAAAGAACGGACGUUAUGUCAUUUCGGGAGACUCCCAUAGCCACGAAAGCCUCGCCGAAUUGAUCAACUACUAUCAGAUUUCUGAAAUUGUGCCAUUUGGAGAAAAUCUUACAGCACCCUGUUCGAAGCUGGAAGAAAAAAACGUAUACGAUGAAAUCUCUCCAGAGCAGCGGGCACCAGCUAAGCCAAGUUCAGAACUGCCUAGUACUCACCUAGCCAGGCAAGAAUCCAGAAGCUCGUCUGCCGCCAGUCCUAUAGUGAAGGACAUUCCCAGCCAACCAUCUUCAAAUUCGAGGAGAAAGCUUAAAGAACAACACAAGUCCUUAUCGAAGGAGAAGCGAGCGUGGAGCCUGGAGGCUGACCUUGAAGACGAUCUGGACGAAGCUCCGCCCAUCCCAGACAGGAGCAUUUUGCUGAUGGCAGAGGUCUUUGAGGGGGCCUCAAGCAAUGAAGCCGCUGUUUAUGCAGCACUGAAGCACCCGAAGGACAAGACCUCGGAAGUACUGCCAGAUGUGGAUCAAGUCGUCACAGAUCACUCGCAAAAUCUAGAAGACCCUGGCCGAGGGAACCCCUAUCGCAAAAAUAUGAGUACUAAGCUACCUGAUAAAGUGUAUGGCAAAAGAACGGAUCUUAUUGAAAGUUGCUCUCCAGCCACUGUCUAUUCUGAAAUUAGCAUAGACCAAUCCAAGAACACUUUGCCCCAGAGCAACCCGUCUUUCUCUCUUAUGGCACCAAAAAAGACCACCCUGAACUCUCCAACAUCAACUCCUCCAAAAUUAUCUCCCAAGUUACCUAAUAAACCAAAGACCCCCACAGAGUCUCUAGGACUGCAGCAGACACCAUCAGCAUUAUAUUCAACCUCUCCAAAGACUGGUGAAGGGCAUAGAAUGCCAGCCCCUUCUGAGACUUUAUCUGAUUCACCAAGGGAGAACUUGUAUGGUCAGAUCCACAAACUGAAAUCACAGGAACUCACCACGUCUGUCAGUGAUGACCCUUACGAACAGAUUCCUUUCGAGUGGGCUAAGCGCAGGGCCCAAGAACGAGCUUUUGAAAACCUUCCUCGAUCUUCACCGCUAAGGCCCAAAGAGGCUUACGAGCAAGCCUGCAUGAAAGCGGGCCGAUCUUCCAGGACACAGAGCUAUACGGAGAAUACGUAUGAAAAGAUCCCAGCACCUUUGUCCAAAAGCUCAUCAUCAAGGCAAGUUGCCACUGCAGACAACAUCUACGAGAAAAUUUCCUUUGUCCCUGGGAAGGGAACAGGUGCAAAGCCAAGUCAAAAGAGUGAAAAACCCAGAAGAUUCCUCUUUGCUGAUAAGAAGAAUAAAUUCUGAGUGUGGGACUUCAUUUUGAAACAACGUGUGGACUGAAAAUCAUUGAAUGAGAUCCGGCUUUGUGCCAUAGGAAUUUCUUCUUCUGCGGCUUUAACAUGGAUUGCUACAGAUUUCAUAAUUUUCUUUUGGGGGCUGAAAAUGGUACAUUUCUAAACAAGUCCUAACACAGAGGGAACCCCUUAGCAGUGAAAUUCUCAUAUUUUAAGGUCUGUUUCUUUGAAAAUGUUGCUUUAUAAAUAUACAUAACAUCCACUGGAACAGAAGUCCACGUGUGAAGGGCCUGACACUUUCCCCAGAUUUUAUUUUAAUCCACAUUACUUUGACUAUGGCCAUUUCCACACACGUUGAAUAAUACACUUUCAAUGCACUUUGACUAUCUCUAACACUACGAUUCUAAACAGUUACAACUUCCUCAAUCUAUUGAACUCAGUGGGCUUAGAAUGAUUUAAGUCUUCUUUGGAUUACCAUACAAAUUCAACAACAAAUCUAUAUAGCAUUGUCUUUAUGGUGGCAAAGCCCUUAACACGGUUGAGCUGCGAUGGAAUGCUCAUAAACAUUCCAGCUGCUCAGGGAACAAAACAACUCAAAUACAGGUAGGGAAAACUGUCACUUUAGAUGGGACUCUAAUUCGCUUCAGGCCCUUUAAAUGAUUGAAUGAGGCUUAUUCCUCCACCUGAGCUGCGAUUUGAACCCACGUCCUAGUCCAACAAUUGAACCAUGACACCACACUGGCUUUCAGUACAGUACUGUCAGUGACUUUGCAACCCUAUGGGGGCAAAGAGUAAAACUAAAGGGUAGGACUGAGCUUCAUGUGUAGAUUACAACUAUCCAGCUGAUUCCUUAGCUGGAAUCAUUUCCUAGUCUCAGCCAAUUCCUUUCCUAGUCUCAGUUUCAACUAUAGAAAUCAUGCCCACAAAUGCUUUUCCUUGAAUUAUCUGCUGAAUGGUCUUUGCUCAUAGAUCUACUGUGUCGGAUGAUCAUGUUUGUU
This is a messenger RNA of Eublepharis macularius, 2418 nucleotides long. RefSeq names its product SH2 domain containing 7 (gene SH2D7). The transcript has 5 exons. The record is from RefSeq and is a predicted model, not a curated record. Gene Ontology annotation, cellular component: cytoplasm. The coding region runs from base 33 to 1430 and encodes 465 amino acids. NCBI's taxonomy places the organism in Eukaryota, Metazoa, Chordata, Lepidosauria, Squamata, Eublepharidae.